AUGAGUGGACCACCUCAAGGAACACUAUGGAUAGACCUGCUACCCCUGAAUAACCCUGACUAUGUUAUUGGGAUUGAUACAGCGUUUUUCAAUGUCAAUGCUGUUUUCAAGGGUCUAAAAGUGAUCCCCGCUGGGCUUCAUCUUUUCCAUUAUGCUGAUGGAGAUAUGAGAGCAGGCAAGUGGCUUGAAUUCCAUGAUAACCAAGUGAUUUCCAUAUACUGGGACUGUGAGAAGGAACAAUUCCUACAAAAGACACCUGAUAUGGAUAAGGUUGCCUCUGAGUAUCAUCUUAUGGUGCUGUAUCCUGAGGAUAUCGAAGUUUGGACAUCGCUCACAAGGCAUAUAGAGAUGUGUGAUGUCCAAGCCAUCGGGCCAUCUGAGCCUAUAACUACUGCUACCCCUCUGAAAGAAGAGAAUUUGGUAUUGGAGAGAACGCUAAAAAGCAAAGAUCCAAACCAGGUGCUUCUGGAUCAGACCUCCGAAGAGCUUUCUUACACCAUAGUUCUGUUUAGAGAGACCGAGGGAAACAGUGACGAACAAAAGACAAAAAACGCCCUAGACCGCUCUUGGCAGCUACAUCAGCUAUACCCAUCAAAACGGCUAUUACUCUCGGAGCUCCAGAUUUCAUUUGUCCAUUUCUGUGUCCUAGCUAACCUAUGUUCAUGUACCCAAUGGACCACCUUGCUACGACUUGUGCUGCUGAGUGAGGCCUUUCUCCACGAGAAUGCAGAAGUUGCCAAUUGCUUCCUAGAAUUGUUCUUGGCCCAGCUCAAAAAGAUUCCAGAAGAGUAUGUGGGAGCAACAGAGCUCGGGUGGUGGAUAUCAAGGAGUUCACGGGCAUUUUCGAGAAGCUCGUCUCCAUAUUCCAGAAUUCUAGCCGGUGGCAUGCAAUUGACUCUGUUUGCCAGAGCCGGUUUGGCUUCCAGAUCAAGAAUCUCCAGGCCAAGUUCGAUGCUGACAAUUACGAGAUUUACGAUCUAA
Molecule: messenger RNA, 981 nt
Organism: Candidozyma duobushaemuli
Lineage: Eukaryota; Fungi; Ascomycota; Pichiomycetes; Serinales; Metschnikowiaceae
Exons: 1
Coding region: 1-981 (326 amino acids)
Biological process (GO): spliceosomal tri-snRNP complex assembly
Source: RefSeq, a predicted model, not a curated record